GCUCAUGUUGUUGUCUCUUAUGUUUUACAGCAGGGUCAGUUCACCAACCCAGAGACGCCAGGGUAUGUGGGCUUUGCCAACCUGCCCAACCAGGUGCACCGCAAGUCGGUCAAAAAGGGCUUUGAGUUCACCCUUAUGGUAGUCGGUGAGUGUCACAAUAUUUGUCUGGUGUUUUUGUAUUGAGAGUGUUGUAACGUUCGUAUGCAGUAUCUAGCCGUAGUUCCCCUAGUUGGAUAUCAGACAGAACGUUUCACCAGUUGUUUGAGCUUUGCACAAACCACUUUGUGUCUUUGCUUGUCGUGAGUGUCAGCCAUUUUCUUGCUGCAGUUCUUUACUCACUUCAGUAGAGAUGAUGAGUUUUGACCUUCAAAGGGGAAUGUGUGGCAAAAUGAUAAUGUUCACACAGCUUUGUCAAAUCAUAAGCAUCUUAGGAAUGUGACAACAACAGUAAGCAAUGCAUAUUAAUAGGGUUGUCACGAUACCAGUAUUACAAUACUAUGAUACCAGAUUUUCCAUGGCAAAAAAAUAAAAACAGGAAUUAGACUAACCUCUAUGGUCCUAUAAAAACCCACUUGAUGUAAAAUUGUGAGUGAUAUAGCUAGCAAAAUAAACAAAUGUGACUCUAGGUGGCAACAUAAUGCUGUUUGUUUCUAAUAUUGGGACUGUUUUCGUCAAGAAAUUAAUGUUCCACUUCAUGUUUUGUUUCCUUGCCACGAUACUUCGGAAUAUCGCGAUACUGGUAUCAUGACAACCCAGUAUGCAUUUCCUUUUUCCUCGAUUAAUUUUGAGUGGGAGGAUAGCUUUUUUUCUUUGCUAAACAUACAAUAUAUUUUUAACAGAAAUUUAACAAACUGGUAUUAUGCCUAGUUUGUGCUAAGCAUUUAGGCUAUCACUUCAUGCUGUCGACAGAAUGGAAUGUGACUUCUUUGACCAUAAGUCCGGACAGUUGUUAUCUAGUUGACAAAUGCAGACGUUUCAUUUCCCAUAGCCUCUCCUCACCAUUCACAUUUUCCACCCUCCCCACAAAUCCGCCAGUAACCACUGUUGCAAAUCGCUUCACUUCCUUUUAGAGUUUUUAUGUGACUGUAUGUAUGUCCGGCAUACGUGUGUGCCAGAGUGUUUGUGUCUGAGAGAGUGGGAUAUGUGUAGGAUCAUGUCAGAGGCCCGGUUUAGGUCACUGUUGUGAGUCCAGCUUCAGACAGUCUCUAUGUAAACGGAUGGAGGCUGGGCGUAUCUGCGUCCUCUGGUUUAGCUGUGUGAAAUGGUUGUCCUUUCUCUCUUCUUCCUCCAUGUCUGUGUGGGGGAGGAGGGGGGCCCUAUUGUAUACUCAUCCCUCUGCCUUAAAAUAAACCAGAGUGGAAUGUGUGCCCGAGGGGCAGCUCAGCACUGGACAGGCCUCUGCUCUUGCUGCUAAAUAGAAUAAGUAUGAAUAAAAACCACACAAGAACUACGAUGAGAGUUAAAUAAACACUAGAAUGCAAGUAUAUACAGUACCAAUCAAAAGUUUGGACACACCUACUCAUUCAAGGGUUUUUCUUUAUUUGUACUAUUUUCUACAUUGUAGAAUAAUAGUGAAGACAAUAAAACUAUGAAUUAACACAUAUGGAAUCAUGUAGUAACCAAUAAAAGUGUUAAACAAAUCAAAAUAUAUUUUAUAUUUGAGAUUCUUCAAAUAGCCACCCUUUGCCUUGAUGACAGCUUUGCACACUCUUGGCAUUCUCUCAACCAGCUUCACGAGGAAUGCUUUUCCAACAGUCUUGAAGGAGUUCCCACAUAUGCUGAGCACUUAUUGGCUGCUUUUCCUUCACUCUGUGGUCCAACUCAUCCCAAACCAUCUCAAUUGGGUUGAGGUUGGGGGAUUGUGGAGGGCAGGUCAUCUGAUGCAGCACUCCAUUACUAUCCUUCUUGGUCAAAUAGCCCUUACGCAGCCUGGAGGAGUGUUGGGUCAUUUACCUGUUGAAAACCAAUGAUUGUCCCACUAAGCCCAAACCAGAUGGGAUGGCGUAUCGCUGCAGAAUGCUGUGGUAGCCAUGCUGGUUAAGUGUGCCUUGAAUUCUAAAUAAAUCACAGACGGUGUCACCAGCAAAGCACCAUCACACCUCCUCCUCCAUGCUUCACGGUGGGUACCACACAUGCAGAGAUCAUCCGUUCACCUACACUGUGUCUCACAAAGACACAGCGGGUGGAGCCAAAAAUCUCCAAUUUGGACUACCGGUCUAAUGUCCAUUGCUCGUGUUUCUUGGCCCAAGCAAGUCUUUUCUUCUUAUUGGUGUCCUUUAGUAGUGGUUUCUUUGCAGCAAUUCGACCAUGAAGGCCUGAUUCACGCAGUCUCCUCUGAGCAGUUGAUGUUGAGAUGUGUCUGUUACUUGAACUCUGUGAAGCACUUAUUUCGGCUGCAAUUUCUGAGGCUGGUAACUCUAAUGAACUUAUCCUCUGCAGCAGAGGCAACUCUGGGUCUUCCUUUCCUGUGGCGGUUCUUAUGAGAGGCACUUUCAUCAUAGCGCUUGAUGGUUUUUGCGACUGCACUUGAAGAAAGUUCUUGAAAUGUUCCGCAUUGACUGACCUUCUGUCUUAAAGUAAUGAUGGACUGUCAUUUCUAUUUGCUUAUUUGAGCUGUUCUUGCCAUAAUAUGGACUUGGUCUUUUACCAAAUAGGGCUAUCUUCUGUAUACCACCCCCCUACCUUGUCACAACACAACUGACUGGCUCAAACGCAUUAAGAAGGAAAUAAAUUCCACAAAUUAACUUUUAAGAAGGCACACCCGUUAAUUGAAAUGUAUUCCAGGUGACUACCUCAUGAAUCUGGUUGAGAGAAUUCCAAUAGUGUGCAAAGCUGUCGUCAAGGCAAAGGGUGGCUACUUUGAAGAAUCUCAAAUAUGAAAAACAUUUUGAUUUGUUUAACACUACUUUGGUUACUACAUGAUUCCAUAUGUGUUAUUUCAUAGUUUUGAUGUCUUCACCAUUAUUCUACAAUGUACUUUUUUUUUUUUUUAUAAAGAAAAACCCUGGAAUGAGUUGGUGUGUCCAAACUGCUGACUGGUACUGUACAUUGCAGUGCCAGAACCUUAUUCAAUGUGUAGGAGUACUGGAGUGGUUGAGGAAUAUAUACAUAUGUAUGGUAAUAUAAUAAUGGUAAUAUACAGGGCGUUCUGAAAGUAUUCAGACCCCUUGACUUUUUCCACAUUUUGUUACGUUACAGCCUUUAUUAAAUUGUUCUUAGGGACCCUCAAUGCUGCAGAGUUUUUUUGGUACCCUUCCCCAGAUCUGUGCCUCGACACAAUCCUGUCUCGGAGCUCUACAAUUCCUUCGACCUCAUGGCUUGGUUUAUGCUCUGACAUGCACUGUCAACUGUGGGACCUAUAUAGACAGACAGGUGUGUGCCUUUCCAAAUCAUGUCCAAUCAAUUUAAUUUACCACAGGUGGACUCCAAUCAAGUUGUAGAAACAUCUCAAGGAUGAUCGAUGGAAACAGAAUGCCCCUGAGCUCAAAUUCGAGUCUCAUAUUAAAGAGUCUGAAUACUUAUGUAAAUAAGGUAUUUCUGUUUUUUAUUUAAAAAUUUGCAAAACAAAAGUCUCAAACAAUCUCUCUAGCCCUUCAUCAUGACUCUCAGUUCCACUACAUUACACAUAAAAGUCAUUGGGCGAUGGCGUCUUGUGUAGGAAGGAGUUUUGUUACAUUAACACGCAAUGCUUGCGGUACGGUUUUGCAUAAGAACCUUAUCUUUUAAUAUCGGCGAGAAAUGAUUGUCUAUAAACAAAAUGUUAAAUUGCUACACACCUUUUUAUAGGGUUAGGGUUCCCACACGGCCAUGUUACAGCACUAGUUUAUGUAAAACAGAUGGAAGACCGAGUGGACUACCUGUGCUAAUUAGCUAUCUGUGUAAACAGAAGACAGACUCCAGAAAUAUGUUGUCACCUGAAAAAUACUGUCAGCUACAACUGUCUUAACUGGUUAAAACAGUGAACUAGAAGUGUGUAUUUUGCGUUGAAAUUAAUUUGAUGUGAUAUAAAAGUAAAGGGAUUUAAGUAUCUAGAACCGUACCGCAAUUGAGAAUCGAUUCACGUUUAGAUGGAGUAUUUGGCUGUUUUGGCUUCCAGAGCCAAUUCACCCUUUUAAACAGAAUAUGUAUGGUCUUUGGACUAAGGAGUAACGUUAGGUUCCUUUUAGUCCAAUAUUUGACUACAAUCUCUCAAGCACAAGCCCACCUGCUAGUGAGUAGCCAGCUAAUCUUUAUAUUUAAAGGCUAGCCAAUUUGCUUGCUAACAAGCUAGAGCAGUUUAACUGUUAUGGAUACACCCUCCUGUCUGUCUAACUGUUUAAACCACAUAGCCUGUUCGCAUUGUGUCAGUGUUCAAAUCAAGUGGCCUAACUUGGUAAGAAGAUGCUUUUUUCUCAGAAUGAGAACGAGUUGCCAAUUCCUUGUGUAAAUAUGUAUUUUUAUGCUCAUUGCACAUUCAUCAAACACAGACUAGACAGCUAGCACAUAAGUGUGGCUAAAAUGCUGAUAGCGGUACCGCAAUGCCGUGCAUGACAAACUGAGCAUUCAUUUUCCACAAUCAUGUUCAUUGUUACUCCCAUCUUAGUAGGGUCUGCUGUGUUUUACAUGUUGGGAGUUGAGACAUAAAAAGGGUAUCGUUAUAAAGGUCAAGUUCUCCUCUAUUACAGUAAAAUAAUGUUUCUGUGUCCAUAUGACUGAUUUUGUUUGACCAAACCUGAAAUGCAAAUAGCGAGUUGAAACUGCUUGUUGUCAGAGAUGAAGAAGAUGCUCUUUCGUCGUUGUUGUGAGUUGCAGGGAGAGGGGCUUGGUGUCUGUGCGAGUGGUAAGGUGCACAGAAAUAGCGAAUGAGAUGAGACCAAAAAGUCAAACACUCAUCAUAAAUUCAACCCUAGAUUCUUGCGAUACAGGCAUUUGUAACAUCGCGCUAAAACAUAUAUUCAAAUUAAUUUGAUAUAUCGCCCAGCUCUACACGUAAACAGGAGUAAAAGUGACCAGUAGCAGGAUAAAUACUAAAGGUAAUGCCAAUCAAUAAUCAGUGGACGGUAGCGUAAUGGAGUAAUACAUCUAAUCAAUAAUAAUCUUCGCAGCAGCGUAGGUUUUCUGAGAGGGUAGAGACCGGUGGAUGGGCGUAGAGUCAGUGUGGAUAGUCUGUGGGAGAGGGAGAUCAGUAGUUGUUAGCGCUUUAACAGUCUUAUGGCCAGGGGAUAGAAGCCGUUUAGGAGUCUGUUUGUCUGAGCCUUGAUUCACCAGUACUGCCUGCCGGACGGGAGCAUAGAGAACAGUCCAUGUCUCAGGUGGCUGGAAUCGUUGGACAUUUUUUCAGACCUUUCUCAGAUACCGCCUGGCAUGUACGGCCUGAAUGGCUAGGAGCUCACCCACAGUGAUGUGCUGUGUCUGCACCGCCCUCUGUUAGGCCUUACUGUUGCGGGCGGUGCAGUUGCCAUGCCAUCUGAGGGGCCAUGCCAAAUCGUUUCAGCCUCCUGAGGUAGAAGAGGUGUUGCUUUGCCUUCCCGACUGUUCUGGUGUGAGAGGACCAUGUUAAGUCCUUAGUGACGUGGACACAGGAACUUGAAGCAGUUAACCCUCUCCACUGCGGCCCGUCGAUGUGGAUGGGGUGUGUGCACCCCCCUGUUUUCUGUAGUUCAUGAUCCUGUUGCCCUGGCACCACACUGCCAGUUCUCUGACACCCUCCCUCCAGUUGCAGGUGGAGGUGUUCAGUCUUAGGGUCCCGACAUUGGUGACGAGCUUGGAGGGCACUAUGUUGUUGCACGCUAAGCUGUAGUCGAUGAACAGCAUUCUCACGUAGUAAUUCCUCUUGUCUAGGUGGGAGAGCGCAGUGUGGAGUGCAAUUGAGAUUGCUUCAUCUAGAUCUGUUGGGGUGGUAUGCAAAUUGAGUGGGUCUGGGAUGAUGGAGGUGAUGUGUGCCAUGACCAACCUUUUUCUAAGCACUUCAUGAUUACAGAUGUUAGUGCUACAGGGCGGUAGUCAUUGUGGCAGGUAGCCUUAAGAGUUCUUGGGAACAGGAAUGAUGGUGGUCAGCUUGAGAUAAGUGGGGAUUACAGACUGGGACAAGGAGAGGUUGAAGAUGCCUGCCAGCUGGACUGCGAAUGCUCUGAGAACGUGCCCUGGAAUACCAUCUGGCCCCAUGGCUUUGGGAGUGUUAAAAACCUCAGUCAUGUCGGCCUCGGCAAGCGAGAUCACCUAGUCAUCUGGGACAGCGGGGACCCUCGUGCACGUUUCGGUGAUGUUUUUUGUCAAAGCGUGCAUAAAAUGCAUUGAGUUCGUCUGGUAGAGGGGCAUCGUUGGAUAGAUCACGGCUAGGUCUACCUUUGUAAUCCGUAAUGGACUGUAGCCCCUGCCACAUGCAUCGAGUGUCGGAACCGGUGUAGUAGGUUUACACCUUGUUCCUAUAUUGUUCACCUUGUUCCUAUAUUGACCUUUUGUGUGCGGUAGCUCUGACUUUAGUUUAGUGCGCACCUCUGUGUUAAUCCAGGGCUUUUGAUUGGGGAAGCAGCGAACCGUCACUUGAGCUUUUUGCAUUUAGGACUAAGGACCGUGUGUGUGUGUCUUGUUUUACUGCGAGGUUAAUGCAUUUCCCAGGCUAUGAGAGGCCUAAUGUGUAGGAAGAUGCUUGGCUAGCAUACAGAGUCCAGGCUAGUUGUGCCCGUUGCCCAACUAGCAGGCAAUAUUGGGUAUUUUGUGGAAAAAGGAACACCCUGCACACAUCUAAUUGUAGAUUCUUGUAGUAUUUGUGGUUCGUAGACAAAAAAGUAAUCCGUUAUGAACAGAUAUAUAUUGCCAUAUAUUCUGUAUUUUGCCAUGCAGGCGCAAUAGUCUGUUCUAUUUGGUUUUAAUCGUGUCUUUGGUUGUGAUAGGAUGAUAUGGUUUUUAUAUUGAUGAUUCUGUGUGUUCUUUUUAGGGGAAUCUGGUCUGGGGAAGUCCACCCUCAUCAAUAGCCUGUUCCUUACGGACCUCUACCCAGAGAGAGUGAUCCCUGGAGCAGCAGGUAAUGGUUAUACACACACACCAAGGCCAAACUUUCCGCUAUCAUCAAAACCGAAUUUCUUCCCGCAUAACCUAAUGGGAGUCAUUUAAAACAAAUUACGCCAAAUCCCCUCUCAUUUAGUCAGUGGCCUCGAGUAUCUCGAAAAGCACAACCUUUUCGCUCCUCUCCCCCUGGUUUUAAUUUUGACCCACAGAGAAGAUUGAGCGCACGGUUCAGAUCGAGGCGUCUACGGUUGAGAUCGAGGAGAGAGGGGUGAAGCUCCGCCUCACCGUGGUGGACACACCCGGAUAUGGCGACGCCAUCAACAGCCAGGACUGGUACGCCACUGUCCACAACCUCUUUUGUCCAACAUGGAAAUUGUUGGAAUAUAGUUGAAGUAAAAUUUUUGGGAAAUCUUUAUAGUUUUAAAAACACAUUUUCUAACAUUUAAAGGGAUAGUUCGCUUUUUAAACGUUUUAGCUUUGCAUGAGUUUCUGGACUUGGCAGACGACACCCCUGUAACUAAAAUGUCAGUUCCCAUUGCUCUACCCAUGUCAUACAGUGUUAUAUGGCUUUUCUAAUGGCCACUGCUUCUUGUUUCUCCUCCAGUUUCAGCACCAUCAUCGCCUACAUCGAUGACCAGUUUGAGCGCUACCUCCACGACGAGAGCGGUCUGAACCGACGGCACAUCGUGGACAACCGUGUUCACUGCUGCUUCUACUUCAUCUCCCCGCUGGGCCAUGGGUAUACACACAUUUUCAACAUGCACUUUUAAUUAACCUUGACUUAAUGACUUUAAAUGAGUACCCCCCCUGUGGACUUUCCAGUUAUUUUACUCGCUCUCGCUCUCCCUUUCUCUCUCAGGCUGAAGCCUCUGGAUGUACAGUUCAUGAAGGCCAUCCACAACAAAGUCAACGUGGUUCCUGUCAUCGCCAAGGCCGACACACUCACCCUGAGAGAGAGGGAGAGGCUCAAGCGCAGGGUAGGAGACAUUAUAGCUCAACCUGACUCUCAAAAGUAUACAAUAGGAGAACAUUUUAAGUAAUCUCACACAAGGGAUGUAAAUGUUGUGGUCUUCCUUUCAUAUGAUACAACUGCACCAAUGGACUGCACCGCGUGCCUGUAUUGUUAAAAAAAGAAUCCCUCUGUGGAUUUAAUAAAGUACUGUAUAUUCAAUUCAAUAGUUAAAGCGCAGCUAAAGUAAAUAGCCAAAAUGAUGUGUACAUCCUCCAUAUUCCUGUGUGUGGCUGUAGAUUCUGGAUGAGAUUGACGAGCACGGCAUCAAGAUCUACCACCUCCCCGACGCAGAGUCUGACGAGGACGAAGACUUCAAGGAGCAGACAAGGAUUCUCAAAGUAAUCCCCACCUCCUUUUCUAGAAUUGGGCCUGCCUACCUAAGGAUUCUGAACCUCAAUUGUCAUUUCCACAUAUAGUGGGGUCUGAAAUUAUUGGCACCCUUGAUUAAAAAUUUGCCAUAAUAACUGUAUAAAAUAAAUAAUUUAAAUACUGAGCUAUAUUGUAUGCUAUUGUUUUUCUCUGAAAUUAUAUUAUUUUAUACUAAUACAAUUGCUCAGAGAAAGAGGUUUUGUUUAAUAAGUAAUACUUAUUUCUCUCAAAAAGGUAGGGGUCAAAAUUAUUGACACACCUAAAAAUUCUGAUAAAUAAAGUAGUCAAAAGUGUAUUAUUUGGUCCCAUAUUCCUAGCACAUGACUACAUCAAGCUUGUGACUCUUUGCAGUUCGUUUUGGUUGUGUUUCAGAUUAUUUUGUGCCAAAUAGAAAUGAAUGAUCAGUAAUCUAUUGUGUAAUUUUGUGGUCACUUUUAUUGUAAAUAAGAAUAGAAUGUUUCUGAACACUUCUACAUUAAUGUGGAUGCUACCAUGAUUACGGAUCAUCCUGAAUGAAUGGUGAAUAAUGAUGAAUGAGAAAGUUAGAGGGUCAAAGAUCAUACCCCGAGGACAUGCUAAUCUCCCCUGUCAUCUUUAACAAGGGUGUCAAUCAUUUCGGACCCCACUGUACAUACAUUAUCUUGCCGAUCAGAAUUGACAUCGAGCAUGGUUUCUUUGAGACUUUUACUACUGUUCCUGAAAGUUACUAGCAUUGGAAGUUCCAACUAAAAAAAAACAUACAACUUUACAAAUAAGCUCAGAAUGGUAUGCAAUCACCAAAAUCACAAACAUGCUAUCUGUUUUGACCAUCAAUGUCUCCUCUCUCCUCCCUCUAGGCCAGUAUUCCCUUUGCGGUGGUGGGCUCCAACCAGCAGAUUGAGGCCAAGGGGAAGAAGGUGCGGGGUCGCCUGUAUCCCUGGGGCGUGGUGGAGGUGGAGAACCCCGAGCACAACGACUUCCUCAAGCUGCGCACCAUGCUCAUGUGAGUGGGUGGGAGAGAGAGGGCCUGCUCUGGUUUCUUCAUAUAUUCGACUUGAAUAGCAGCAUAGAAUAGCAGCUUGAGAAUCCCGAACGGAAAUAGUGGCUAAUGCCGAUUUAAUUGAGUGUUUAUGGUUGAUUUGGAUUAUAUUCUUAUAUUGAACAUGCUGAAUGCUUGUCUUCUACAAAGCUGUGUCAGUUGUAUAAUUGUAUAUGUUGUUUCAAUCCAUUAAAUGUCAGUAGUGAGCAGUGACUGUCCCGUCUCACAAACUGCUUGGUGUUUCGCUUAUGACUAUCUUGAGUUGAGCGACUGGUUUAGUGCUUGAUUGAUUGACGGAUACCUAUCCUUCUACAGCACCCACAUGCAGGACCUGCAGGAGGUGACCCAGGACCUGCACUACGAGAACUUCCGCUCAGAGCGCCUCAAACGAGGCGGCAGGUUGUCCUCCCAUGGUUACGUUCUGCCUCUGUCUCCUGCGUACGUACCUGUCUGUCUGCCUGACUUUCUAUACCCUACCUCCCCCCAAAACUUCCCAUACGCAGUAAUAUAAUAUACAACCAAAGACUCAGACAAACUUAAUGCCACGUAGACAGCUGAAUGUAACAGAGCAUGUUGAUACAAUGUUGAGACAUUUGUAACACAAGACUUGUGUGGCUUAACUUCCUUAGAAUUGAAUGACUAAGACAAUUGGUUGGUAACUAAUACAGUGUCUCAGUCAGCCAGUUCCACUUAUCUUGGGUUAAUGUCUGUCAAGAAGUGAUUAGGUGGUCGUCAGCAUUGAAAGUAAAUCUCCAUUGUGUUCAUUAAUAUUACAUUGUUGGAAAAAACGUGUUUUUAAAUAAGUUGAAAAACUAUCAUUUUGGAUGUACAUUCUACAACAAUUUGACCUUAGUAGUGGGUUUGAGUUAGGCAUGUAUAGUCCGUGGGCUAUUUUUACCUUGGUUAUUUAUUUAUUUUUGUAGUGGGCUAUGGGUUUUAAACCAGUAUAUAGUUUGGUUAUAGGUUGUAUUUGUAGUAGUAUGGGUGUCAUAUGACUCUAGGAGUGUGGACCCUUUGGAUUCUUUGAGACCUUCCUCUAUAGCCAAUCCAGGAGAAGGGAGAGAUUUUACUGCCUUCCUAUUGGCUCACCAUCAGCCCAAUGAUGGUGGUCUGGUCGGUCCAAUCCUCUGAGUGGACUGCUGGAGGUACUGUUUUCAAUGGGGGAGGUACAACUAUCCCCCCCGUCCCCUACACUUGCUGCUCUCUUCUUGCUUCUGCAGCUUGCCCUCUUUCACUUUAGCACCCAGCUUUCUACAUUUCCCCCAAUCUGUUUUUUCUCUCUCACUAAUUUCUCUCCGGCCCUUCUUUCGACUUUCUAAGUGUUGCUUUCGUCACGUCUGCUUAAAUACUAGAAAGCUAGAAACUGCACCCCCCACACACACACACACACACACACAACCACCAGACUUGGGGAUCUACCAAAACUCUCUUCCAGAGACCCCGUAUGCACAUGAGUUUUCACUCCUCCACCUUUCUGCUGAUUCUAUGAAUGACAAUGAUAUGCUUUUGAAUACUGUAUUUUCUUCUGAAUGCACAAACUAUAUAAUAACUUGAAAUGUAUGAGAUUUCCAGUGUUCAUUUAUGUGGAUAUUUAUGCCAAGUCUCCCCAAUGAUUGAGCCUUUAGCCUAAAGAGCCUAACUCAACAAACCUGUGUCCGUGUUACAGGAAGGGACCGGAGCCGGAGGAAAUGGAUAAGGACAUGAUCCUGCAGGAGAAGGAGGCUGAGGUGGGAUAGCUAAUCAUUAAUAUCCCUCUCUCACUACCUACAACUCACACUACCCUUAUACUGUAUACUUCCAUUCAAAUAUCGCAUUUAUGGGAGUAUCACACCAUCUUGAAUACCCCACUCACCGGACCUCUUAUACCCAAACUCUUACCGGUACUUGGACUGCAAUAAGUUUAUUCCAUGUGAUACAGGUGGUUGUUUUGAGGAGGGGAGAGGGUUUAGUCAAGUAGUCGGUGUUCAAAGAUUUGGUAGUAAUGUUAUGUUUAUUUUGUUCUGUGCAGCUGAGGAGAAUGCAGGAGAUGAUUACCAAGAUGCAGGCCCAGAUGCAGAUUAAGCCUGAUGGAGCGGGAGACGGCCAGCAUGUGUGAAACCCACCACGGUAAGAACAACACGUCCAUUUUGACACUAAACACAGCAAACCUAUGCUAUGAAAAGUAAAAUGUACACUGGCAUAUUGUGGACCUAUAUGGCUCAGUUGGUAAGAGUGUGCAAUGCCAAGGUGGGUUCAACACAUGUAGUAAUCAAAAUACACAUACAAAUAUAUUUGAACUCGCUCUACGGUAAGUCUCUUUGGAUAAAAGUGUAUGCUAGGUGGUAUAUAUUUUGUAUUACUAUACUGAACAAAAAUAUAAACGCAACAUGCAACAAUUUCAAAGAUUUUACUGAGUUACAGUACAUAUAAGGAAAUAAUUUAAAUCAAUUAAUUAGGCCCUAAUCUAUGGAUUUCACAUGAUUGGGAAUACAGUUAUGUAACUGUUGGUCACAGAUACCCAAACAUGCUCAAUUGGUGACAUGUCUGGUGAGUAUGCAGGCCAUGGAAGAAUUGGGACAUUUUCAGCUUCCAGGAAUUGUGUACAGAUCCUUGCGACAUGGGGCUGUGCAUUAUGCUGAAACAUGAGGUGAUGGGGGCGGAUGAAUGGCACGACAAUGGGCCUCAGGAUCUCGUCACAGUAUCUCUGUGCAUUCAAAUUGCCAUCGAUAAAAUGCAAUUGUGUUCGUAGUCCAUAGCUUAUGCCUGCCCAUACUGUAACCCCAUUGCCACCAUGGGGCACUCUGUUCACAACGUUGACAUCCGCAAACCGCUCGCCCACAAUGCCAUACACGUGGUGUGCGGUUGUGAGGCCGGUUGGACAUACUGCCAAAUUCUCUAAAACGACAUUGGAAGCAGGUUAUGGUAGAGCAAUGAACAUUACAUUCUCUGGCAACAGCUCUGGUGGACAUUCUUGCAGUCAGCAUGCCAAUUGCAUGCUCCCUCAAAACUUGAGACAUCUGUGGCAUCGUGUUGUCACAAAACUGCACAGAUUGCAGUUUAUUGGGGGUGGGCUGGGGUGGUCCAAAGUAGGGGAGGGUUAACAAACAUUAUUUUUUCUUUGGGGAGGGUUGUGUUAUUUAUUUUUUGGGCAGAUGAGAGGGUAUUUUUUUUUUUCUGGUUAACAUUCGCUCUUGCGUGUUUUACUAGACUGAACAAAAAUAUAAACGCAACAUGCAUCAAUUUCAAAGAUUUUACUGAGUUACUGUUCAUAGAAGGAAAUCAGUCAAUUGAAAUAAAUUAAUUAGGCCCUAAUCUAUGGAUUUCACAUGACUGGGCAGGGGCGUAGCCAUGGGUGGGCCUAGGAGGGCAUAGGCCCACCCACUUGGUAGCCAGGCCCACCCACUGGGGAGCCAGGCCCAGCCAAUCAGAAUUGGUUUUCCCCACAAAAUACACUGCUCAAAAAAAUAAAGGGAACACUUAAACCACACAAUGUAACUCCAAGUCAAUCACACUUCUGUGAAAUCAAACUGUCCACUUAGGAAGCAACACUGAUUGACAAUACAUUUCACAUGCUGUUGUGCAAAUGGAAUAGACAACAGGUGGAAAUUAUAGGCAAUUAGCAAGACACACCCAAUAAAGGACUGGUUUUGCAGGUGGUGACCACAGACCACUUCUCAGUUCCUAUGCUUCCUGGCUGAUGUUUUGGUCACUUUUGAAUGCUGGCGGUGCUUUCACUCUAGUGGUAACAUGAGACGGAGUCUACAACCCACACAAGUGGCUCAGGUAGUGCAGCUCAUCCAGGAUGGCACAUCAAUGCGAGCUGUGGCAAGAAGGUUUGCUGUGUCUGUCAGUGUAGUGUCCAGAGCAUGGAGGCGCUACCAGGAGACAGGCCAGUACAUCAGGAGACGUGGAGGAGUCCGUAGGAGGGCAACAACCCAGCAGCAGGACUGCUACCUCCGCCUUUGUGCAAGGAGGAGCAGGAGGAGCACUGCCAGAGCCCUGCAUAAUGACCUCCAAAAGGCCACAAAUGUGCAUGUGUCUGCUCAAACAGUCAGAAACAGACUCCAUGAGGGUGGUAUGAGGGCCCGACGUCCACAGGUGGGGGUUGUGCUUACAGCUCAACACCGUGCAGGACGUUUGGCAUUUGCCAGAGAACACCAAGAUUGGCAAAUUCGCCACUGGCGCCCUGUGCUCUUCACAGAUGAAAGCAGGUUCACACUGAGCACAUGUGACAGACGUGACAGAGUCUGGAGACGCCGUGGAGAACGUUCUGCUGCCUGCAACAUCCUCCAGCAUGACCGGUUUGGCGGUGGGUCAGUCAUGGUGUGGGGUGGCAUUUCUUUGGGGGGCUGCACAGCCCUCCAUGUGCUCGCCAGAGGUAGCCUGACUGCCAUUAGGUACCGAGAUGAGAUCCUCAGACCCCUUGUGAGACCAUAUGCUGGUGCGGUUGGCCCUGGAUUCCUCCUAAUGCAAGACAAUGCUAGACCUCAUGUGGCUGGAGUGUGUCAGCAGUUCCUGCUGGAGUGUGUCAGCAGUUCCUGCAAGAGGAAGGCAUUGAUGCUAUGGACUGGCCCGCCCGUUCCCCAGACCUGAAUCCAAUUGAGCACAUCUGGGACAUCAUGUCUCGCUCCAUCCACCAACGCCACGUUGCACCACAGACUGUCCAGGAGUUGGAGGAUGCUUUAGUCCAGGUCUGGGAGGAGAUCCCUCAGGAGACCAUCCGCCACCUCAUCAGGAGCAUGCCCAGGCGUUGUAGGGAGGUCAUACAGGCACGUGGAGGCCACACACACUACUGAGCCUCAUUUUGACUUGUUUUAAGGACAUUACAUCAAAGUUGGAUCAGUCUGUAGUGUGGUUUUCCACUUUAAUUUUGAGGGUGACUCCAAAUCCAGACCUCCAUGGGUUGAUAAAUUUGAUUUCCAUUGAUAAUUUUUGUGUGAUUUUGUUGUCAGCACAUUCAACUAUGUAAAGAAAAAAGUAUUUAAUAAGAUUAUUUCAUUCAUUCAGAUCUAGGAUGUGUUAUUUUAGUGUUCCCUUUAUUUUUUUGAGCAGUGUACCUUUAUUACCGAUAGAAAUGCUCCUCAGAAGAUCACGCAGGUGACGAAGCCAGAUGUGGAGGUCCUGGGCUGGCAUGAUUACACGUGGUCUGCGGUUGUGAGGCCGGUUGGACAUACUGCCAAAUUCUCUAAAACGACGUUAGAGAAAUUAACAUUAAAUUAUCUGGCAACAGCUCUAUUGGACAUUCCUGCAGUCAACAUGCCAAUUGCACUCUCCCUCAACUUGAGGUGUCAGGUGGAUGGAUUAUCUUGGCAAAGGAGAAAUGCUCACUAACAAGGAUUUAAACAAAUUUGUGCACAUAAUUUAAGAGAAAUUAGCUUUUUGUGCAUAUGGAAAAUGUCUGGGAUCUUUUAUUUCAGCUCUUGAAACAUGGGACCAACACUGUUUAGUAUAUAUCAGAUGUACUCAAUCAGAAUUAUUGGUCCCUUUUAGUCUUUGAGUGUUCAUAUAAAUCCAACAUUAGGAAGUACAAGUCCUUAUGUAUCACUUUUGUAUUUCCCUACAGGUUUUCAAGCUGUUAUUUGAGCUUGACCAGAGAUGGAUGGAGGGAUUGCAGGAGAGAAGGGUGCGAAAACAAGAGAAAGAUAACUGGUCCUCAUACUGCUUGCCACUAUAUUUAGUUUAUUUCACUCCUACUUGGGAUGAUUUUGAGUUUUCUUUUAUUUUUUCUUUAUUUUUAUAUAAGCAGUAUUACAUUUUUAUAUUUACACACAUUUUCUUUCUAAUAUUCCAUAUUGCUCAUUAUUCAUUUGUUCCAUUCUAUUGGAAUGGACCAUGCCAGUUAGUCACCAAAUGAAGAAGAACUCCUUUAACCAGGGGAAUGCUUUUAUUAUAGAGACAUAGUUUUUUUUUUUUGCUGUUGAGAAAGCCAAAAGCUGCUGCUUUUCAGUACUGUCAUAGCCAAGGCUUUCCACUCGGCCUCUGCUAAAAUCGCUCAUUAACGGUCGAUCAUGUUAGUUACUGUGGCUCCGCGUUACGAGUGGGAAAGACCAACUUAUUGUGAAAGUUAGCAGCUCUCUUCUGUCUUUCGUGGAGCCAUACAGUUAAAACUGUAUUUUUUUUUUCUCUAAUGGUUGUCAUGCCAAUGUUGGAUGAUUCUUUAAAGAUUGUGUAUUGUUUAAAGAUAUUGUUUAAACAGUCUUUGAAAAGCAGCAAAAAUAUGUUUCCGUAUAUUGCUAGGAUUCAUUUACCGUGUUCUUUCUCCUACUCCCUUGCACACAGCUCUUUCCCCUGUCUGAAGUGGUGUUGUGUUGAAACGACUGGUUAUCACUGAAAUACAUGACACUGUGACCUUCCCAGUCAUCCUGUAGCCCUGAACCAAUGAAGGAGACAUACCUUGGUGUUUUUUACUGUAUGUGCCUAUAUGAAUACUGGACCUGUAAAGUGUCUCAGAGUAGGAGUGCUGAUCUAGGAUCAGCUUAGCCUUUUAGAUCAUAAUGAAUGUGGUUAUAUAGACUGGGGACCU
Messenger RNA from Coregonus sp. 'balchen', 15888 nucleotides. The record is from the annotation of a GenBank genome assembly. NCBI's taxonomy places the organism in Eukaryota, Metazoa, Chordata, Actinopteri, Salmoniformes, Salmonidae.